Parnassius apollo (apollo) is the source of this 2793-nucleotide messenger RNA. The record is from the annotation of a GenBank genome assembly. Lineage: Eukaryota; Metazoa; Arthropoda; Insecta; Lepidoptera; Papilionidae.
AUGAGUGAGACGGAUGAUACAGAUGUUCUUCUGCUUAUACCGCCGAAUUUUUUCCUUGUCUGCAGCUCGGAUUCUGAUGACUCUUUGCUACAGUCUUCAAGAACAGUUGUACACAAACCGGUUUCUUGUACGGCACAAGUAUUAGGCAAAUUAGUUAACCAAGUGCAUUCACUAGAAACUAGAUUAGAUACUUUAGAAUUAAACACCAGUCACACGUUUUCUAGUGCGGGUUCUGUAAGAAGUUUAUCUUGGAAAAACGACAGUUUCGGAUGUGGAAGUCUCGAUCGUAAAUGUUAUACAUUUCCUCGCAGAAGACGUCGCAAGAUUUCUAGACGUAUCAAAAGAGAUUUGUCUUUGACUAGUAAUGAUUCUAUAAGUACACAUGGUAACAGUUUUCCGUCAUUGAAGCUAAGAAAUUGUGCAAAGUUGUAUACUCCACAACUUAUAAAUGAUACACAAAGCAUGGACGGCGAUAUAAGUAGUAUAGUAUCAACACCAAGUAAGAAUAAUGACAAGCUGCUAUUGACUGAAAUAGAUGAGUUUUUAACUAAAGUUGAAGCGUAUGAGAGUCCAGAAACAAGAUGUAAGGAUGAAGAAAAAUUUAGCUCUGAAAAUGUUAUUAGAGCAGCUGGUAACUAUAUAGCUCAACAAUUAGAAGCAAGCAACGGUGAUAAUGAGAUUCAAUUACCAAGUGGAAGGAAGGUUACAAAUGAUAUUUUAGAUAAAUAUAUUUAUUUAGUUAAGAAUAAUAACUCACAAAAGGACAAAGUUUCAUUGUUCAAGAAUGAUGUGGUACUAGAGAGUUCUGUAAAUAAUCAUCCACCAAUGCAAGGAACUAAUCAGGAAACACAAACAAACAAAAAAUCUUUGAGUAUGAGAAAAUUAAAUUUUUCCGAGGGUAAUGAUGCUCAGCCUACAUCAACUCCAAAAAAAUACUCACGGAACUCAAGUUAUUUGGAAACAUUUAAGCCAUCUUCAAAUAAAAUUUAUGAUAGAGCAUCAAAGGUGUUAGAACAGUUUAAAGCUCAAAGCUAUUCCCAGAAUACAGCAUCUUCUGCAACAGACACUAAUGAAUAUUUAUCAAACAAUGGAGAAUUUAAAAUGCCGCAAAUGAAACCUUUUACAAAUAUAAAAGACAAAAUGACAGCUUUCCAGAUGGAUUCAAUAGAUACAGAUCUGUUAAGCUUAAGUGAACUGUGGGGUGAAAGGGGAGAAAGGCUUGAAAGAGCAGAGAGCUUAAAGCUAGAGGAAGAAAAACUUAAAAGAGAGCAUUGUGAAGUCAUGAUCCAGCAACUGCAAAGGAAGAUUCUGGAGCAGCAGGAAAAACUAGCUGUUGCGAUAAAAGUUGACCGAGGCAAAGAUACUGCUAUUAAAAAACUCAGAGAAGCCUGGCUAAGGCUCACUCAUAGCUUAGAUCGUGCAGAAGAAAGACACAGAGCUGCUCUUGAGAAGAUGGUCAAGGAAGUGGAUAAUUUCAAAAUGGUUGCUGAUGAAGCUCAGAAGAAAACCAGUCACUUUGAAGCGGAGCUAUACAAAGCAUUGGACUUGGCACAUGAUUAUCAGGAGAAGUGUAAGCAGAUUACAAGAGAGAAGAAGGAACUACAGGACAGUAUUCAAAAAUCUCUAUCAGAACAUAAUGAAUUGAUAAGAAAUAAGGAGAAAGAAAUAGAAGUUCUUAAAGAUAAUUAUGAAACUGUAAUGAGACUGAAUAAACAAUCUAUGGACUGUGUGAAGAAUCUAGAAGAUACUUUGGAAACAGAAAGGGCUGAACAUGAACUGACUAGAAGUAAAGCAAAUGAGCUAAGCCGCAAGGUCCAGUCAAUACAAGAAGAGGCCAUGUUGGCCACUCAAGAGAAAGACAUACUAAAGGAGAAAGUGAACGAAGAGAGAUCCAAAUGCAAUAUCCUUGAGAGGCAGCUGUGUGACUCACAGAAUCAAAAUAGUGAGCUUUUCAAAAAAUGUGAAUCGUUAGACAACGAAAUUAAAACUCUCCGAAAACUCUUAGAACUCCAAAAGAAUGAACUGAAAACUCAUUACCAGCAGCAACUAGAAGAUGCUGUGCUUGCGAAACUCAAAGAAUUCCAGAUCCAACUCGACCAUGCACAGAGGGAGAUGGAGAAUGAUGCUCGAAGUAAAGAGAACGCAAUAAUUGACACUUACAAUAAUCAAAUUGCGAGGAUCGAAGAACAACAUAAGCUGGAGGUGAACGUUCUAGAAGAGAAGCAGAAGGAAGAGAUCAAGCUGUACAGGUUGCAACUGGCACAGGCCAGCGAGAAGAUCGGCUUGCUGGAGAACAAAUUGGAGACAUAUCGACGUAGACGCGGGCAAAUAGCCUCACAGCUGCACAGCAUCAUGGAGGCUCAGUGGCGACAAGCUCUGCAGAUCCUCACCAAUGGCCAUCCUGCCAGCCUGCCAGCCAACCUGCCAGUAAACCUACCAGUAUGUCAGCAAAACCAACCUCAAACCGACAAGAACCUUGCCAACCAUGGUGCGUCCAUAAGCUUCUCAUCGUUGGAUCUUACUCGACCUGAUAGUGUGGCUGGACCAAACACCAAACAAGCUCAAAGACACACGGAUGGAUUCAGUGAUAAUGAAUUGCAGCAUUAUAUCAACAAGCUGUUGUCAAAACCAGUGAACUUUGAGAGCAGUCUGGACGCAGAUGGCGAAAACCUGAAGGGGCAUUGUUCUGAGCUACACGAAGCCCCCACCAGUGACCGACCAGAUAGGCAUGAACGAAAGGACAGAACUGCCAAACGGAGCCUCAACAUAAACAAACCACCAUGGAAAGCUUAG